UUUUACGUGUUUUAAGUGAUUCAACCAUAUACCGGCGGGAACCACGUGGUGCUAAUAUGAAUAAACUUGCUUUUGAGCAUGCGCGUUUACAUUCUAAAAAAUUCUGUUGAUUACGUCGUACCGUGUUCUUUGUGUCCGCCAUUUUUUAACGAAAAAUUACGUAAAGAGCGAUUUAUUUGCAAACCAAGUUCUACAUGUUUAAUGUGGUUAUUUUGGAUUGUGGCGAUAUGGCUGCGUUUUUUACUUAAGUAUGUAUCAAUUUUUGAAAUUUUAAAAGCAAUAAACGGGUUUAAGCUGGGUUUAAAUCCCUUGAAAGUUUCUUAUCUGAAAAGAUUGGACGCCGCUAUGAAUAAGUUGUCGUUUCGAGCACGAGCACUUGAUGCUAAUAAGACUUUACCAGUCUAUCAUGAAGAAGAUCUUCCAGAUCUUCCAGAUGUCACUUCGGUUAAUAGAGUUGUACCUCAAAUGCCUACAGGAAUGGAAAAAGAAGAAGAAACGGAACAUCAUUUACAACGAGCAAUAUCUGCUCAACAGAUAUAUGGAGAAGCUCAGCGUCUUAUUAUUCCUACUCCUGAUGCUGUCCUGUAUCAAGCUGAUUAUGAACAACUCAAACGUCCUAAUGUACAAAUGCCAAAGCAGUUUAUUCAUGUUCAAGCUUUCACAUUAGAAGAUGAAUUACCUGAAUAUGACUGUGAUGAUGAUGAUCUGGAAUGGAUUGAAGCUUAUAAUAAAGAUAAACCUAAUAAUGAGAAGAUUACUCCGCUAGAAUUUGAAAAAAUGAUUGAUAUUUUAGAAAAUAGCUCAGGCUCUAGAAUUGAUCUUUUUCUCCUCAGUGAUGCAAAGGCUCUUCUUAAAAAAGAUGUUGGACUUGUUACUCAGCUAUUUGAUUAUUGGAAGCCAAAAAAAAUAAAAGCUACUGUACCUUGCUUGACUCCUACUGUGCGUACUGAAAAAAAAGAUGGUAGUGCUUUGCAUGAUCCUUAUGUUGCAUUUAGAAGAAGAAUAGAAAAAAUGCAAACUCGAAAAAAUCGUAAAAAUGACGAAGCAUCGUAUGAAAAAAUGCUGAGCUUACGACGUGAAUUAAAUAGAGCAUGUCUGUUAAUGGAGAUGGUAAAGCUGCGAGAGGAGAAAAAACGUGAUUUGCUUAAAACAACAAUGAAAAUUCUUGAAACAAGAUAUUCAAAUAAAGAUUUUCAAGGUGAUUUACUGUUCCAAUGUUAUGAUAUUCUAAAGCGCCAAGAGCAACAACAGCCUCAUUUUAAUAAACAGCAAGGAAUUGACGAAAAGAUCAAGAAAGAUUUAACAGCUGACGAAGCACGGAGACGUCAUAAGUUAUUUAAACAACGCUCAGCUAUGCAACAACAGUCAGCUGCUUUUAUGUCAACAGAAAGUAUUCAACAACCUGAAAACUCUUCUCAAACGGUCUCACAAACUCGUGACAUUGAUUCAAUAUCAAAUGAUUGUCCAGAUGGAAAGUAUACUUUUAAACGCGAAAAGGGUGUUAGUUACCAUGCUCCUCAAUAUGAUUUUAUGGGUAAUUGGCCAUGGACUCAUCCAGUUGAAGGAGGAUGUGGUGAUUCAAGGUUUUGUUACAGUUCUACUUCAGUUAAUAAAUCCUAUCACUUUAUUGGUUUUGCAAGGCGUAGAGUAGGCAGAGGAGGGAGAAUUUUGUUUGACCGUGCAUAUAGUCCUUAUGAUGAUUACUUAAAUAAAUCAACUGUUGAAGUUAAAAAUAAUAACAUAAAAAUAGAUUCAAUUGAAGAUAGAGUACCGCCAUGGCCACAUUUCAAGGCUCCACUGGAUUUAUCUGAUAGUGACAGUGAUAAUAUUAUAACUGAACCAGAACCAGUUAGUAGUAAAUGUUUAAAUCAAUGGAUUCAUAAAAGUACAUUAGUAAAAACUAAAUCAAUGACACCAUGUGUCAAAUUAGAUAAAAGCACCAGUUAUCAGCCAUCUCGGUUACGACUGCAUCCAUACUCUACAAAGAUUAAAACGAUGCAAUCUUUAUCUGUUAACAAUCGUUUAUUUUUGGAAUCUAUCGCUUCAAAUUUAGUGAAAAAUUCUGAUUCUAAACAUAUAUUUCUUAAGAAAGUUAAAAAUGAGAACACAGCAUAUCUUCCUGCUAAUUCAUCAUCUGGACAAAUCCCAGCAACAAAUGUGCUGUCUCCAUUAAAAUCACCUUCGGUUGCGCCUGCUUCGUCAGUAUAUCAACUAAAUUUUCCUUUAUCUUCGGUAGCUUCUAUUCCCAAAACUGUAGUAAUUAAUAAUUGUACUGUUAGUCAAAAAUCCUCUAAUAAGUUAAAUGAAAAGUCUGAUAACUCAAAUAGAACUUCACAACUUAUUGUUGUAACGUCUCAACCUGUUGUAUCUCGAAGUUUAAACAAUUCUAUACAGCAAACCCCUGUUGCGCAUAAAAACUUACCACCCCAAGCCAAAGUUAAAAUAAACUCUUUUCAUGUUCAACCAGUUAGUUCUGUACGAGCUAAUAAACUUAGUAUUUCAAAUGGCCUUUCGAUUAGUCAUUCUACUGUGGUGACCAAUGGAGUGUCAGAUGUUUCACAACUUGCAAGAUCUCGAAAAUCUUUACCUGGUUUUAAUACUCUACGGCGUACCUCUACGGACAUAAGUACAACUUCUCCUGUUACUGUCGGUAAAUAAACGGAACAUUUUUAUUGUUCUCUGUUAAAAGUAUAAUGACGAUUCAUGUUAAUUUUUUUCUUGUUCAAAAUUUUCUCUCGUGUAAUACGAUUUAUCUCUUACAAUAUAUGCGUAUAAUUUAAUACGUAAAAACAAA
Hydra vulgaris (swiftwater hydra) is the source of this 2794-nucleotide messenger RNA. RefSeq names its product enhancer of polycomb homolog 1. Gene Ontology annotation, cellular component: piccolo histone acetyltransferase complex; NuA4 histone acetyltransferase complex. The record is from RefSeq and is a predicted model, not a curated record. Lineage: Eukaryota; Metazoa; Cnidaria; Hydrozoa; Anthoathecata; Hydridae. Gene Ontology annotation, biological process: regulation of transcription by RNA polymerase II.